Molecule: messenger RNA, 2850 nt
Organism: Periophthalmus magnuspinnatus
Lineage: Eukaryota; Metazoa; Chordata; Actinopteri; Gobiiformes; Gobiidae
Gene: mcm8
Product: minichromosome maintenance 8 homologous recombination repair factor
Exons: 20
Coding region: 1-2655 (884 amino acids)
Biological process (GO): double-strand break repair via homologous recombination; DNA replication
Cellular component (GO): nucleus; MCM complex
Molecular function (GO): ATP hydrolysis activity; single-stranded DNA binding; single-stranded DNA helicase activity
Source: RefSeq, a predicted model, not a curated record
AUGAGUGGAGGGGAGCCCACGAGGGACAACUGGGGAGGAGGAGGUGGCAACGGCAACAACUGGAGAGGAGGAGGAGGCAACAACUGCAGAGGAGGAGGAGGCAACGGCAGCGGCUGGAGAGGAGGUGGUAAUAGCAACAAAUGGAGAGGAGGUGGCAGUGGCUGGAGAGGAGGAGGUAACAGCUGGAGAGGAGGGAGUAACGGCUGGAGAGGAGGGUCUCGUGGCUGGAGAGGAGGAGGUACCUGGAGGGGGUCAGCAGGGUCUUCGUCCUCGAGCAGUGGAAGAGCAGGAGGAGCAGGAGGAGCAGAGCUGCUCGGCGGCUCUCAGAGAGCUGUUUGGACUCAGGCCACAGUCGACGUCAGGUGUCCGUACAAAGGAUGGGCCCUGUACUUCACUGAAGGUUUCAAAGAGAGCUCCCCCAACGUGGGGAGAAUCAAAGUGUUUGAGAAGUAUUUCACCUCCAAGAUUCACCUGUUUGAUAAGGACGAGAUCGAGCGUCAGGGCAGCAUCCUCGUGGACUAUGUGGAGCUCAUCGGUGACCAGAUGGUGACACGAGAACUUCCAGGUUUAACCAAAGAACUGAAGGAACAACCAGAGAUGAUCCUGAGCUGUUUGGGAGUCGCCAUUCACCAGGUGCUGACCUCAGAUUUGGAGCGUCAGGCGGCCGAGCUCCAGGGGGAGGAGCUGCCUGUGACCACGCCGCUCAUCAACAUCCCUCACAUCAGCGCCAGGCUGUAUAACUACGAGCCGCUGACUCCUCUGAGGCUGCUGAGGGCCAGCGUGUUCGGGCGGCUCGUGGGGGUGCGGGGGACCGUGGUCAGAGUCAGUAACAUCCGGCCGCUCUGCGCUCGUCUGGCGUUCCGCUGUUUGGGCUGCUCCCACACCCAGGCGCUGACCCUUCAGCGCGGUCAGUACAGCACGCCCACAAAGUGUUCUCUCUCAAACUGCCGCAGUCGGACCCUGGUGCCGUGCCGGAGCUCCCCUCUCACUCAGACUGUGGACUGGCAGAUCAUCAAAGUUCAGGAGCUGAUGGGGGGAGAGCAGCGGGAGGCGGGACGUAUUCCCCGAACAGUGGAGUGUCACCUGACCUCUGACCUCUGUGACAGCUGCGUCCCCGGGGACACGGUCACAGUGACGGGGAUUGUGCGAGUGACCAAAGAAGGACUUCACAGAGGAAACAAGGACCAGUGCAUGUUCCUGCUCUACAUCGAGGCCACGUCUGUCAGUAACACUAAAGGACUUCAGUCAAAAACAGGAGGUCAAGGGUCAGCAGAGGCGCAGUCUUCAGAGGAGUUCAGUCUGAAAGAGCUCUACGCCAUCCAGGAAAUCCAGUCACAGCCCGACCUGCUCAAACUCAUGGUCCACUCUCUGUGUCCGGUCAUCUAUGGUCAUUUGCUUGUGAAAGCUGCUCUUUUGCUGGCUCUGUUUGGAGGCAGACAGAAAAACAUAAACAAAAACUGCGUCCCGGUCCGAGGAGACCCUCACGUGCUGAUGGUGGGCGACCCGGGGCUCGGCAAGAGUCAGAUGUUACAGGCCGUGUGUAAUGUGGCUCCGAGAGGGAUCUACGUGUGCGGCAACAGCACCAGCAGCACAGGUCUGACAGUCACAUUAUCUCGAGACGCAGCUACAGGAGAUUACGCUCUGGAGGCCGGAGCUCUGGUUCUGGCAGAUCAAGGCGUCUGCUGCAUCGACGAGUUUGAUAAGUUGGGGAGCCAACAGCAGGCUCUGUUAGAAGCCAUGGAGCAGCAGUCAGUGAGUUUAGCCAAAGCUGGAAUCGUGUCGUCUUUACCUGCUCGUACUUCUGUGGUGGCGGCUGCUAAUCCCAUUGGAGGUCAUUACAACCGUGGAAAAACCGUUUCGGAAAAUCUCAAAAUGGGCUCAGCGCUGCUCUCCCGUUUUGACGUGGUCUUUCUUCUGCUGGACAUCCCGGACGAGUCACAUGAUCGGCGCGUGUCUGAGCACGUGAUGGCGAACAGGGCGGGAAAAGGGAGGAUGAGCGGAGCCGUCGUCAACAGAGACAACAGCCAAUUAGAAACCUCCGUCCUGCUCCAGCACUCGGACCUGCCGCUGUCUGAACGACUCCAGGUUUCAGCGGGGGAGACGGUGGACGCCAUCCCCGCCUGCCUCAUCCGGAAGUACAUAAGCUACGCCCGUCAGUACGUGCAGCCGACUCUGUCUCCUGAAGCGGCGGAGACUCUGCAGAGCUUCUACCUGUCUCUAAGAGCUCAGGGCCAGUCUGCAGACGCCACGCCCAUCACCACCAGGCAGCUGGAGUCCCUCAUUCGGCUCACUGAGGCGAGAGCCAGACUGGAGCUGAGAGAAACAGCCAAUAAGAACGACGCCGAGGACGUGGUGGAGAUCAUGAAACACAGUCUGGCCGACACUUACUCUGACGGUCUGGGCAAUCUGGACUUUGAGCGCUCACAGUUGGGCUCGGGCAUGAGUCAGCGCAGCGCCGCCAAGAGGCUGAUCCACGCUCUGCACAUGCACGCCCAGAAAACCAACCAACGAGACUUUGACCUUCAGACCAUCCGCUCUGUGGCCGACCAGCUCCAAAUCAAGGUCGUGGAUUUUGAGGGGCUGUUGAGUUCUCUCAACGAGCAGGGCUUUCUGCUGAAAAAGGGGGCUAAACUCUAUCGACUGCAAACUGUGUAGUGACCAAGAAAAAGCAACGAGAUGUGAGAGGCCCGUGUGUGCUGUGCUGCCUCCAGGUCCACACAAAAGUCUCUUAUGUCUCUAAACAGUGACAUAAAUGGCAUCUUUUCUAUUUAGAACUAUUUAUUUUGACACUUUCACUUGCAGCACUGCCCCCUGGAGGUCUUUGUGUAGAACUGUAGUUACAUUUUUGGU